Oppia nitens is the source of this 2317-nucleotide messenger RNA. RefSeq names its product cytoplasmic dynein 1 intermediate chain 2-like. Gene Ontology annotation, biological process: transport along microtubule. Gene Ontology annotation, molecular function: dynein heavy chain binding; dynein light chain binding. NCBI's taxonomy places the organism in Eukaryota, Metazoa, Arthropoda, Arachnida, Sarcoptiformes, Oppiidae. The record is from RefSeq and is a predicted model, not a curated record. The transcript has 10 exons. Gene Ontology annotation, cellular component: cytoplasmic dynein complex. Bases 189 to 2225 code for a protein of 678 amino acids.
AUGUUUAACACUAUUGGCGACACAUUUGAUGUCAAUUAAUAAUUAACAUAAACACAGAAAAUACUGACAAUUUGUUUACUCAUUGAACAAAAAGCUUUUAAUAGGAGUUGUACUGUCAUUGUCUGUCAACUACAACAACAAUAAUAAUAAUAACCAAAUCAGUGAUAAUUUAAUUGAUUUCACACAAUAUGGCCGACAGAAGGGCUGAACUCGAGAAGAAGAGAUUAAAAUUACAACAACUGAAGGAAGAGAAGGCCAGAAGGAUUCGGGAGAAAGAGAGUCAAGAAUCAGACACUAAGAGAUCGAGUAAGGACUUGGAAGAAGUGGACAAAAUUCUUAAGGAUAUUGGGAUUUCAUUACAAACUAAUGAUGACAUCCGUAGUGCACAACCUAAGUCUUCACUUGAUGUCAAUCAGUUAUCUUCACCACUAAAAGAUCCAACAAAUCAAUCGACAGCUCAAUUAGCUUCAGGCGAGAGGAAAACCUUUUCAAUCGUUAAUUUGAAUCAAACAUCAAUUGCUCCCAAAGAGAGUGUCACUUAUGAGAAGCAAACACAAACUAUUGGCCACAACACCGAUAGAGGAGCAUCGUUUGAUUCUCCGUUUGGAAAUCAAAAAUCAAAGAAAGGCGGUCCUCUCGACUACUAUGUGAUUCAUUGGGACGAAGAAUGGGAUGACGAGUUCCAAGUCCUCACAUAUGAUGACAUUCCUGGUGAAGAUGAAAACGAUGGCUCUUACUUUGGAACACCACCGCAAUCAUACAAUAGGUCUUCCAAUUUACCGAACGUCGAACCGGUCAGACCGGCACAGACUAUGCAAGAGAUUAACAAAGAAGAGGAGAAAAAGCCGGUAAAGAAAGAGUAUACCGAAGAAGAGAAAAGACAUAUUAUGAUGAAAGAGGAAUUCAAAAAGUUUAUGGAUCGGGCAGUUAGGGUCACCGAAAGAGCACUGUAUUAUAAUGAACCAUCCGAUAUAUUUAUCGACUAUACCGGUGCUCGUGAAGAUUAUGAAAGCGAAGACAAGAGUGGAAACCGUUUAGUAUAUAAUCGUUGUUUUUAUGACGAGCGAUGGUGUAAGGGUCGUACUAUCACUUCAUUUGAUUGGUCGACACAAUAUCCCGAACUUCUUGUUGCUUCAUAUAAUAACAAUGAGGACAAUCCCAAUGAACCGGACGGUGUUUGCCUUAUUUGGAAUAUGAAGUUUAAAAAGUCUACUCCAGAAUAUAUAUUUCAUUGUCAAUCACCGGUAAUGUCCACAUGUUUUGCAAAAUUUCAUCCAAAUUUAAUACUUGGCGGCACUUAUUCCGGACAAAUUGUUUUAUGGGAUAAUCGGUCUAAUAAGCGAACACCAGUCCAAAGGAGUCCAUUAUCAGCGUCAGCGCACACUCAUCCUGUUUAUUGUAUUCAAGUGGUCGGAACACCCAAUUCACACAAUGUGAUUAGUGUUUCAACUGAUGGAAAGCUGUGCUCCUGGAGCUUAGACAUGUUAUCCCAACCACAAGACACUAUGGAAUUGAGUCAACAAAAGCAGUCACGACCUGUUGCUGUGUCUUCAAUGUCUUUUCCUUUAGGAGAUUAUAAUAAUUUCAUAAUUGGCAGCGAAGAAGGAUCAGUAUAUACCGCUUGCCGUCACGGAACCAAAGCCGGUAUUUUAGAUGUGUUUGAUGGACAUCAGGGACCUGUUACUAGUGUCGACUGUCACUCAGCGCUCUCACAAAUUGAUUUUUCACAUCUUUUUCUUACGUCAUCCUUUGAUUGGACACUUAAACUAUGGUCAACUAAAGAGAGUAAACCAUUGUAUUCAUUUGAGGACAAUUGUGAUUAUUUGUAUGAUGUUUCUUGGAGUCCAAUACAUCCGGCAUUGUUUGCAAGUGUUGAUGGUAUCGGAAGAAUCGAUUUAUGGAAUCUUAAUAACGAUACCGAAUUGCCAACCGCUUCGACAAUAGUUGACGGAAAUCCAGCCUUAAAUCGUAUUGUUUGGAAUAAUGCCGGCAAUCAAGUGGUUGUUGGCGAUGAUGUCGGCAAGAUUUGGAUCUAUGAUGUGGGAGAGCAAUUAUCGACACCAAAAGGAGAUGAGUCGACAAGAUUUUUGCAUACAUUACAGGAACUCAAGAAUAAUGCCGAACCCGAAUCCACUGCAGAUUACGGCACAGACACUGCAUAUUCAAGUUUGUCUUCAGCCGCUUCUUUAUCUGCUUAUUCUUCACCACCGAUUCCCAUACGAUAAAUGUAUUGUUAUAUUUGUUAUAUUUAAUAAUUAGGAUUAUCAAUGUAAAUUUAUUUAUAUUAUAACAAUAUUUUAAAUAAAGUAAAAUAUUA